Branchiostoma floridae (Florida lancelet) is the source of this 2174-nucleotide messenger RNA. RefSeq names its product fukutin-like. The transcript is spliced from 5 exons. The record is from RefSeq and is a predicted model, not a curated record. Gene Ontology annotation, cellular component: Golgi membrane. Lineage: Eukaryota; Metazoa; Chordata; Leptocardii; Amphioxiformes; Branchiostomatidae. The coding region runs from base 35 to 946 and encodes 303 amino acids.
ACAUUGUUUUUUCACCCUGCAGGUUCCGCAUCAGAUGUUGUUCAGAAGGCACACCUCUGUUAUCCACAUCGUAGUGUUGUACGAGCGUCCGGGCCAGUUCCUGUGGCAUGCAGCAGUGGACCCGGAGAAAACACAGGAGUGGAUGUCACUGGUGGAAGACAGGGAACUACAGUUUGGCGAGUAUGAAGGGGCAUAUGACAAAAUGGAGAUAGUGCCUACCAGACUAGAUGGUGUAAAACUCAACAUUCCCAAGGACCCAUCAGCGUUCCUCCAGCAGAUUCCGCAUGCCAGGUUCCUGGAGUGUAACUACGCGCAGGCCAGGAAAUUCCACACAGCGUACGGGUCGGACCAGACUGCAGAGGGUGUUGAGUUUGUGGGGAAGGCCAAGUCUCUGCUGUCUCAGGGCAGGGCUGUGCUGGACAGGAUAGGGGUGCGCUUCUGGAUGAGCAGUGGGACAUGUUUAGGUUGGUUCCGACAGUGUGGGAUCAUCCCCCACAGUAAAGACGUGGAUUUUGGGAUCUGGAUCAAGGAUUACAAGGACACACUGAUCCCAGCUUUCCAGGCAGCCGGGCUGCCACUCAAACACAGGUUUGGAAAGGUUGAGGACAGUUUUGAGCUGUCCUUUCAGUCAGGAGACGUCAAACUGGACAUUUUCUUCUUCUAUGAGGAUGAUGACAUCAUGUGGAACGGUGGGACACAGGCGCGCACAGGCAAGAAGUUCAAGUACAUAUUCCCCAGGUUCAGCCUGUGUUGGACAGAGUUUCUGGACAUGAAGGUUCGGGUGCCGUGUGAGACUCUCGCGUAUGUCCAGGCCAACUAUGGUGCCAACUGGUACGAACCGGUCAAGCAAUGGGACUGGAAAAACAGUCCGCCGAACGUCCAGCCAAAUGGCCAGUGGCCAGAAGAGCAGUGGUCAGAAGUUAUACAGUUGUAUGAUGUGAGAUGAUGGUGAAGAAAUUUCAGCCAGAAUUUGCCUAAAGAUGUCUUCCAAUGCCAGAUAACUGUAUAUUAUGUAUAUGGAUGUACACAGUCAUAUAUUAAUUUAGCACAUUAAUAUUGAAAUUACUUCUAUUGGCUACUAUUUAUAGUGUGUUAUUUAAUAGUACUCUAUGUUGAUAAAGCCACAAGGAGUACAGGCAUGCCUAAUACUAAUACUGUAAAUAUUUUAGCUUCAUGUUCAGAACAAUCAGAUUGUAUAGUUUUAUAUUAACAUGAACUAGAAUGCAGUAUGUAUGAUAGAAUACUAGAGAUUCUUGUGCAUGACCAAGCCCUUCGUACCUGACCAAGUUAUGGUAGUCCUCAUGACUAUGAAUGAUGAACUACAGGUGUAAGGAGAGGGGUAGAGAGUAAGCCUUGUUUGAGAAUACAUUUUCUCUGCAGAGCCACCUAGCGGUGAAAAGUGGUCUUACAGCCUGAUUGAAGCAGACAGUAACACGUGCAGGUAAAAACUUGGUUGUGUAAAAGAAAACUGUUAGAUCCUAUGGUCUACCAAGGUGUUGAAACCAUUCAUGGGUUGUGUUGUGUGAUAAUUUAUUUUUGAUACUUAUUAAGCAAAUGACAGUAUCAUAAUUUUGUGUGAGCUAGUAUGGUCCUGGAGACAACUCUCCAUCUUCUUGUCUAGCUUGUCCCCCCAAUGACCAGGAGGUCAAGGGACUAGGAAGGUUAGUGGUCGUAGUAGGUAGUAUGAUAAGGGCAUAAAAGUCUCAUGGUAAAAGUUGUGAGUUUGGCAGUAACGAAAGAUAGUGCAAUAGUGUCAAGACAAAGUAAGAAAAAGAAAAACGAUGGACAUGCAGAUAAGGGAGUGUCUCACUGUUGCAGACAUGUAGCAAGGCAGUAAGUGUUGGGAAUAAAGAUAUGUAUUGGUGGAAAUUACUGCCUUUCUGAGUGUUGUUCUUCAUGCAUUGACUCAGUAUUCUAUUUUGUAUCUUUAGAAAAAGACAAAAGUACAUGAUGCAGCCAGGAAACUCUUUACCUUUUAGAUACUGAGUGAGUGCAAAAAUGAAUAUGUUUGUCAUUGAAUGAUUAAGAAAAUGAAUGAAUGAGUCAGUGAAACUAUCAUGUUAGAAAACUUCAGGUGUAUUUCAUCCUGUUGCAUGAUAUUUUCUACUAUGUAUACAAUCAAUCUAUCAUCACACUUUACCUGUAAUUAUUAUAACAUCUGUUUGCUUGUUGGA